Chelonus insularis is the source of this 1658-nucleotide messenger RNA. Its product is annotated as protein HGH1 homolog. The transcript is spliced from 6 exons. The coding region runs from base 489 to 1601 and encodes 370 amino acids. Lineage: Eukaryota; Metazoa; Arthropoda; Insecta; Hymenoptera; Braconidae. The record is from RefSeq and is a predicted model, not a curated record.
UCAUCAUGUGGUCGUCCAGUUCACUACAAUCAACGUCACUCACAAUUUAUACACAAAACAUCUUUCUUCAAAUUGUUUUAUUUUCAUCAUAAAUUAGUUUACAAGUCUUGUGUGUCACUUUGUUCAACAUAAAAUUAUUAAUUCAACAAAAUAAUUUAGAAUUAUUGAGAAAUUAUAGUCUUUAUGGAUAAAUCAAAGUGAGAGUGCGUGCCGUCCCUAUUGGGAAAAAUGGACUCGACCGUUGGGGGCCUUUGUGUAUAGUCACGUUCCUGAUUCUUAACCUAACCUAUCGCUAGCGUCAUAUUCCGGAUGUUAUAACGGGAAAAACUCGCUGUGAUUGGUGGAAAGUCGUUACACGCGGAAUCAUCAGUAAUAAAGCGUUUCAAGGCACCUGGAUUUCUAACAAGCACAUGCUUGUUAUGUGGUUCCAAGUGUUACAGAGAAAUUAAUAAUAAUUUCUAUCAUUUACCAUUAAUUAAUUUUUUAUCAUGGAGUCACUGGAAGAAAUAAAUAAAUAUUUGAACUUCGACAGCCGAUUGGAUCUCCAAUCUAUUGCUGUUCAAAGUAUUCUUGGUCUUACUGAUGAUGAGAAAAGUAGGGAAUUGCUAUUGAGCUGUCCAGAAAUUUUAAAACAACUUAUUUUACUUUGCCAAGUUGAUUCCAAGAGAUUAGCAGUUGCUAAAGAUGCUGUAUUGGCUUUAAUAAAUAUCUCUAGUGAUGAAGCUGGUGCGAACGCUUUAUUACUUAUAUCAGAAACUUCUAAAGUAGUCGGUACCGAUCAACCUACUGACAAUCUUAUUUAUGUUUGUUUUCGCUUCAUUUUGGAUAAAGACUGCUCACUCGCAGAUCCAUGUUGUAUGGUUCUAUCAAACAUGACUCGACCAUCUAUUUUGGUGGACAGAAUAGUAGCUCUAACAGAAAAAGUCAAUUGUAAAUGGGAUCAAAUUGUUUAUGCUUUUGCUUAUGCAGAUAAAUACAAUACUAAAGGUGCAAAGCUUGAUUAUCUUGGUCCCGUGUUAAGCAAUCUUAGUCAAUCAGCAAUUGUACGAAAACGUCUAACAGAUCGAAAUCAACCUAUUAUUCACAAGCUCCUUCCUUUCGUAGAGUACAAAGAAAGUCUUGUCAGGAGGGGUGGUGUUAUAGGAACUCUCAAAAAUUGCUGCUUUGAUAUUGAUAAUCAUAAUUGGCUUUUGAGCUCUGAAGUUGACAUACUACCGUAUUUAUUACUACCACUGGCUGGUCCAGAAGAAUUUGAUGAUGAAGAUAAUGAAAAAUUGCCUCUUGAUUUGCAAUAUUUACCAGAAACUAAACAACGAGAACCUGACCCAGAUAUUCGAAUUAUGCUUUUAGAAGCUCUCUGUCAAUUAUGUGCUACGAAGGAGGCACGUAACAUUUUGAGAAAUAAAAAUGCUUACGUGAUACUUCGAGAAUAUCAUAAACGGGAAGAAGAUAAAGCUGCGCUUUUAGCACUUGAAAAUGUUAUAAACAUUUUAAUUAGAACUGAGGAAGAAAUAGGUGUAGAUAAUUUAAAACUCUUGGAGGUUCCUACGGAUUAUUCUGAAAAGUUCAAUGAAAUAGAUGAAGAAUAUUUUAAAAGUUGAAAAAAAUAUUCCAUAAAACUGUGAUAUUAUACAAUAUUUUUUAUAAAUUUAAAAAAA